ACUCUUGGGUUAUAGAAAACAAAAAGAUUCUAAAUUAACCUAUUAUUUCUAACCUACAAAAUAGCAAAUCAUAAUAGGUUAAGAAAAAUAAGUGUCAAAUUUAUUUUGAUAUCCUCACUAGUUGAAAAGGGGAUAAUUAAAGGUGAUUUGAAAUAUUCAUAGUGAGGGCUUUAUUGAAGUCACAAUGGAUUCAAAAAAAAGAAUAUUAGUAAAUAAUGUCAUUAAUUUUCUAAGAGAUGAGCUAAGUGGCAAUAGUCUAAGUGAUGAAAAGAAAGAGUCACUUGAGGUAGCAAUCCAAUGCUUGGAGACAGCUUUUGAAGUAGAAAAUGGCGAAUGUAUUGAAAAAGUUGACCUCUUAUCUCUGAUAUCAGAAAAGCAGACAGUUGUAGUUACUGAGGAGCAGAAAGCUAAGGCUGAAGAACAUAAAAAUAAGGGAAAUACUUUAAUGAAGGAUGGUCUAUAUCUAGAAGCUAUAGAUGAAUAUACUAAAGCAAUUGAAGCAAAUCCCAAUAAUGCCAUUUACUAUUGUAACAGAGCAGCAGCAUAUACAAGGUUACAAAAAGAUCAAGAAGCAAUUAAUGAUUGUAAUGACGCAAUUAAGCUAGAUCCAACUUAUGGUAAAGCAUAUGGACGCCAGGGAAUUGCUUAUUCUAAUUUAAAUAUGCUGGAUCGUGCUGUUCAAGCUUACCAGACAGCCCUAAAAUAUGAUCCAACAAAUACUAUUUAUGAAACUAACUUGAAAGUUGCACAAGACAGGCUUAUUGCUAGUGGGGGUGGUGGAGAGCCACAAAAUAGGCAGGUUAUGGACCAAUUUUCUCAAUUCAUAAAUAAUCCAGAAGUAAUUAAUAUGGCAAGCAGAAUAUUAAGCGAUCAAAACUUUGAUAGCAUGCUCUCUGGAUUGUUAGGAAACAUGCCAAGUGGGGGCGCAGGAGAAGGAGGGAUGCCGGCUACUGUAGAAACAAUGUUGCAAGCCGGUCAAGCUUUGGCACAAAGGGCUGCAAAUCAAGAUCCAGAGUUUUAUAGCCGACUAAUGAGAAACGUCCAAAGCGCGCCCCAAGGAAUGCAGUCAGGCCAGGGGUCUGGAAAUUCUAAUAAUCAGACUAGUGAGCCAUCGUCUGAGAAGAAAGAUGACGAAUCGGCAUGAAAAAGGGUUAAGCGCUAGAAUCGGCAAAUAUAUAUUUUUUUUAUAAUCUUUUAAAAACUGAUUCCGCUUAAAAUAUAUUAUCACGACGUCAAUUUAUUUUUAACUACAUUUUGUGUAAAUAUUUAUUAACAUGAUGCGUAUUUUUAAUUUUAGUUUCUGCGUAAUAUGCAUAUUCUGUUAUUGGUACCUGUUUAAUCUAUGGUAAUAUGUAUUGAAAUUCCAAUCAGUUUUAUUGUUUAUAUUAGAAAAUUUUGCUUUCUA
This is a messenger RNA of Anthonomus grandis grandis, 1405 nucleotides long. Its product is annotated as small glutamine-rich tetratricopeptide repeat-containing protein beta-like. Gene Ontology annotation, cellular component: membrane; TRC complex. Gene Ontology annotation, molecular function: molecular adaptor activity; protein binding. The coding region runs from base 185 to 1144 and encodes 319 amino acids. Gene Ontology annotation, biological process: post-translational protein targeting to endoplasmic reticulum membrane. The transcript has 6 exons. The record is from RefSeq and is a predicted model, not a curated record. Lineage: Eukaryota; Metazoa; Arthropoda; Insecta; Coleoptera; Curculionidae.